AGAAGUUUUUGGAGCUGGUUGUCACCCACGCUGGGCUGCUGCAGUACUAUUGACUUGACAGGCUAUGUGAGCUGUCACCAAAAGGACUAGCUUUUGAAGAGACAGGGUGGCUAUGGCUUCAUUGCUUCCUGACAGCCUUCGAAUAAGGGGAUGGAGGAAGAAUAAAAGGAAUGAAGAAAAGGUUCGAGUUUUGGUAUCCAACUUGCCAUAUGAAGAUUGCAAGAAAAGGCACCAACCUAACUGCCAAUAUGCUGGCAAUGCCAUCAAGACCACUAAAUACACUUUGUGGUCUUUCAUACCCAAGAACCUUUUUGAGCAGUUUCACCGUGUCGCCAAUGUGUACUUUAUAGGAAUUGCUUUCUUGAAUUUUGUGCCUGUAGUGAAUGCAUUUCAACCAGGAAUUGCACUUAUUCCUAUAUGCGUCAUAUUGGCUCUCACCGCCAUAAAGGAUGCCUGGGAAGACUUCAGGAGAUAUCAAACUGACAAAGAGUUGAACAAUACAGCGUGUCUCAUCUACAGCAGGAAACAGAAAGAUUAUGUUGAAAAAUGCUGGAAAAACGUUCGAGUUGGCGAUUUUGUAAAGGUUGUUUGCAAUGAGAUCAUCCCUGCAGACAUUCUUCUCCUGUACACCUCGGACCCAAAUGGUAUCUGCCACAUUGAGACAGCCAGUCUGGAUGGAGAAACUAACCUGAAACAGAGGCAGGCCGUGAAAGGUUUCUGGAUGCCAAACUCUAGAUUUGAACCUGAACAUUUCGCCAGCAUUGUCAUCUGUGAGAAGCCCAACAGUAAACUCAACUGCUUCAAAGGUUAUCUGGAUGAGCCUGACAAGAAGAAGAUUGGCUUUGGCAGGCAAAACCUGCUGUUGCGUGGGUGCACCGUUAGAAACACAGAGGAAGCUGCAGGAAUCGUGGUCUAUGCCGGUCAUGAAACCAAGGCCAUGCUAAAUAACAAUGGUCCCAGAUACAAACGCAGCAAGCUGGAGAGAAGACUGAACACUGAUGUGCUGUGCAGUGUUGGACUUCUGUUUUUUAUGUGCCUUACAGGAGCAAUAGGUCACACAAAGUGGCUGCAGAAUUUUCAGAUCCAGCCUCCAUUUGAUAUUCCAGACAUAAAUGGGGAGUACAUCUCACCAUCUUUGGCAGGAUUCUACAUUUUCUUCACAAUGAUCAUUUUGCUGCAAGUGUUGAUUCCAAUCUCUCUCUACGUGUCUAUUGAACUUGUGAAAGUGGGUCAAAUCUUCUUUCUUAGCAAUGAUAUUGACCUCUAUGAUGAGGAGUUGGACCAGCGCCUGCAGUGUCGGGCCCUCAACAUCACCGAAGACCUGGGGCAGAUACAAUACCUCUUCUCGGACAAGACAGGGACACUCACGGAGAACAAGAUGGUUUUCAGGCGCUGCAGCAUUAUGGGCACAGAGUACUGCCAUCAGGAAAAUGCAAUACGCCUUGCAGCCCAUGGAGAACUGGAUUCAGAUGAGGAAGACUUGUCUUAUGUCCACAGACAAGUCAGGUCUCGACUCAGGCCUAACCUCAGGAGCCAGGGCACCAAAGGGCUUAGAAGAUGGCAUAGUGCCAAGGCCUGUUAUGGUGGUCAAACUAAAAGGAAGUCAGCAGGGCGCAUGGACAGUGAAGUGGCUUUCAGCAGUCCACUUGAAAAGGAUGUCAUCCCUGACAGGAAGCUGUUGAAGAUUGUAUGGGAGACAGACAGCCAAAUGGAGGCAUGGUGCAAACAUGGUCACAGCUCUGACAGCGCCUCCUACUUUGACUUUUUCCUGGCAUUGGCCAUCUGUAACACAGUGGUGGUUUCUACAGGAACAGUACCAAGACGCAGGGUAAAUGGUCCACUCAAAAAAACACCUUCCCUGAGCUCCCUCGAGGCAUUGCAAAGCUUCCUGAAGAAACUAAAAUCAGAGCGGUUAAGUCAAGUCAUAGCCUCCCUCCAGUCCCUGUCAGGAAAAAGCAGUGGGACGAACAAGGUCAGUCCCUCGAGUUCUGGGGCUUCAGUGAAUGAGGACAUCGGGGUUGAAGACAGAAGCUCUAGCGGCUCUGCCAGCUCGAGAGACAGUGGCCUGAGCAGCAGAGCUAGCGAAGACGGCAGGGGAGAAGUGGAUGCAGUGAUGGCAAGAGACAGACCUGCGGAGAGAGACGUAGGAGACCUGUGCUACGAGGCCGAGAGCCCAGAUGAAGCAGCGUUAGUGUACGCCGCCAAGGCCUAUGGCUUCACCUUGCUUUCUCGGACCCCUGACCAGGUGAUCGUCAAACUGCCUCAGGGCACCAUCCUCACUUUUGAAGUCCUGCAUACGCUGGCCUUCGACUCCACCAGAAAGAGGAUGUCUGUGCUGGUCAGGCACCCAGUCACCGAGGAGGUAGUUUUGUAUACUAAAGGCGCGGACUCUGUCAUCAUGGAUUUGCUGGACUGCACAUCCAGAGAAAACCAGGAUGGACAUAAGAAGUUAAAAAAAAUAGCUGUAAAGACACAAAAGCACCUCAACUGGUAUGCCAAAGAUGGGUUACGCACUCUUUGUUUAGCUAAAAAGGUUCUGAGCGAGAGAGCUUACGAAGACUGGUCCAGUGUGAGAAUGGAAGCUGAGGCAGCAAUUGAUAACAAGGAUGAACUGCUAAUGGAGACUGCUCUCCACUUGGAAACUAACCUUACAUUGCUUGGGGCCACUGGCAUUGAAGACCGGCUACAAGAAGGAGUGCCAGACACUAUUGAAGCCCUCCGUGAAGCUGGCAUACAGAUUUGGGUGCUGACAGGAGACAAACAGGAGACUGCAGUAAAUAUUGCCUAUUCCUGCAAACUACUGGACCAGACGGACAUUGUCUUCACUAUAAAUACAGAUAGCAAGGAGGCCUGUGAGUCCAUACUUGACUGCACCAUUGAGGAAGUAAAGAAAUAUGAUCCUGUUUCCCAGUCUGAGUUAUUUAGAGUAGGUAUGACCUCAGUCAGGCCUGCGGCUGAGGUGUACCCCACGUUUGGCCUGGUGAUUGAUGGAAGGACACUCAGCUUUGUUUUUGAGGAGGACCUCAAAACGAAGUUCCUCGAACUGGCUCGGCGCUGCCGCUCUGUGCUCUGCUGUCGUGCCACUCCUCUGCAGAAGAGCUCUGUGGUCAAGCUGGCAAGAGAACAGUUGAAAGUCAUGACCCUCGCCAUAGGGGAUGGUGCUAAUGAUGUAAACAUGAUUCAGGCAGCAGACAUUGGAAUUGGAAUUUCUGGACAGGAAGGAAUGCAGGCAGUGAUGGCCAGUGAUUUUGCCAUAUCCCGUUUUAAGUACCUUAAAAAGCUGUUGCUAGUUCAUGGCCAUUGGUGCUACAGCAGACUGGCAAACAUGAUUAUCUACUUUUUCUACAAGAAUGUGACAUAUGUGAACCUCUUGUUCUGGUACCAAUUUUACUGUGGAUUUUCGGGAGCUGCGAUGAUUGAUUACUGGCUGAUGAUAUUUUUCAACCUGCUUUUCACUUCACUACCCCCCAUCAUUUUUGGCAUUAUGGAAAAAGACAUCUCUGCUGAAACACUUCUAGGUUUACCAGAGCUAUACAAGAGUGGCCAAAAAUCUGAGGGAUAUAAGUGGCAUACUUUUUGGAUUGCAAUGUUGGAUGCCUUUUACCAAAGUCUUAUCUGUUUUUUUGUCCCUUACCUCACAUAUGAGGGUUCUGAUAUUGACAUAUAUUCCUUUGGAACUCCCAUGAACACUGUGGCAUUAUUUAUUAUUCUUUUACACCUGGCCAUAGAGAUAAAAAACUGGACAGUGGUUCACUGGGCUACAAUGAUAGGUAGUGUCCUAUUAUAUUUCAUUGUGGCUCUUGCCUUCAGUGCUUGCUGCAUUACCUGCAACCCACCCUCUAAUCCCUUCUGGAUCAUGGAGGGGCAAAUGGCAGAUCCACGUUUCUACCUGGUUUGCAUCAUAACUCCUAUAAUUGCGCUGUUACCAAGAUACCUGAUUCGCAUUUUGCAAGGUAGCUUUGCCUUCUCACCUCUUCAUCGGGCACGACAGCUUGACCAGCUGGACAAAACUACAAGGGAAAUUUUGAUUAAGGAAUGGAGGGAUAGCAGCAGUACAAGACAGUGCAUUGCCUCACAAACUGAUCUGCCUUCUCCAUCCUCCCCAGUUUAUAAUGGUGGCGAGCUGCCAAGAGAAGGCUGCGCUGAGGCUUCUUUUUACACUCCAGAAUCUCACUCUGGGGCCACACUUAGUCAGAGGAAUCCAGGGAAGGGGAUGUCAAGUGGGACAGAGGUUGUUUCUGGCAACCAGCAAGUUCUGCAGCACAGAACCUCAAACUUUCCCACGAUCGUCUCUGAUCCACGGAAUGAUACUGAAAACAGCAGCGCAUGCAGGAAUGACAGCCCUGACCCUUUCAACCCAGGUCACCAGCGAUCCAUCAGCACCAUGACAAUUUAGUGAGAACACAGGAGGAAAGGGAAACAGGGAUUUAGGGAUUGCCAUUUAUUUUGCCAUUUAAUAGUCACAAUCUACACAAAGUCUGUUACUUUCUUCCUUUUUAAUCCCAUAUUGGGAGUCUCAAAAAUAAUGAGUAUUAUGUUCAUUUAUUGAUGUUUUUAAAACUCAACUGAAAGUACAAUAUUUAUUAGUGCAUUAACCAACGUUAUUAGUAAGAGAAUGAGGUGAAUGUUUACAUUUUGUAUCACACUUUGCUUCUUUUUUUGAGUGCUUGAGUGAAGAAAUAUUUGUUUGUCUCAUGCAUACAAAGCCAGGAAGAAAUCUCAUUAAAAUAUUGCUGAAAUGAAGACAUAGUUAAACCAAAAUAAGGUUUAUUUCUGGCAUUCACAGUUUUGACAUACUGUACAUAGCUAUCUCUAGAAAAUAUCCAGUCCAAUUACCAGCAGAACUCGUAGAGUUACGUUACCUGAGUAUUCUCCUUUCAAAUGUUUUAACAUACUUCUCUAGUCAGAACCAUGUUAAAUGUUUGGUUAUAUUUUUUCUUAUCUGCCAAAUUGAUUUGUUUCAAAAUGCAAUACACAUUUACCUCAUUUGUAUGUACUGUAGUUCAUAUUCUGUGAAAUGGCACUUUCAUUAACAGUAAUCAUUUAAUAUUGUUUUUCAAGUCCUGGGAUUAUGUUAUAAAACCUGUGUAAGAGUUUGUAGUUAUACAUUUAUAUGUUUAUACUUAUAACUAAAGUAAUUACAGUAUAAUUGAUAUACUUGUAUUAUGUUAUUCCCCACUUAAUGAGAGAAAAGUAGUCUAAUGGUAUAAUGUGUUUUUAUUUAAAAUUAUAAUUAUAUGUAUCACAAAAAAAUUGAAGACUUACAGUAUUUUUCCAACAUUGUUCUUAGUUGUUGGUUACAGUUUUAUUAAGUGAACAAAUACUGUACUCUAAAGAUAUAUUUUUGUCUUGCAUGAUGAAUUGUGCUACUUUGAAACUUUGUAAUACAUGGCACAGUAUAUUAUUAAGGCACUUUAGAAAUGAGGAUGAUGUUUUUUUAUUGUUUUGUGGUAGUGAUCUUAAUGUUUAUGGGAGUACGUACUGGAGAUAUCCCUUUGUGUACAGUUUACAAGAGAGUAAUUCCCCCCUUAAGUUAAAUUACUUUUUGGGAAAGGUAUUUUUGUUUUGUCUUUUUUUGGGGGGUUCAAAGAACUAUCAUUUUGUUUUUUCAUCUCA
Molecule: messenger RNA, 5616 nt
Organism: Lepisosteus oculatus (spotted gar)
Lineage: Eukaryota; Metazoa; Chordata; Actinopteri; Semionotiformes; Lepisosteidae
Gene: atp10b
Product: ATPase phospholipid transporting 10B
Biological process (GO): phospholipid translocation
Cellular component (GO): plasma membrane
Molecular function (GO): magnesium ion binding; ATP hydrolysis activity; ATP binding
Source: RefSeq, a predicted model, not a curated record